Molecule: messenger RNA, 593 nt
Organism: Westerdykella ornata
Lineage: Eukaryota; Fungi; Ascomycota; Dothideomycetes; Pleosporales; Sporormiaceae
Exons: 2
Coding region: 106-468 (120 amino acids)
Source: RefSeq, a predicted model, not a curated record
CAUCUCGAGUCUCAUCACCAUCCAGCUCAACAUUCCUCAGUCUUUCAAUUCACAACCCAAGCAACUUCCCAAACCCAACCUUACAACCAACCACCAACCUUCAAAAUGCAGCCCACCACCUUCUUCUCCCUCCUUCUUGCCUCUUCGGCCGCCGUCCUCGCCGCUCCCAACGCCGGUCUUACCGAGCGCCAGGCCGGCACCGUCACCGUCCUGUUCCACAGUGACGGCGGCUGCCAGUCGCCCGUGGUCGAAGACACCGUCUUCAGCCAGGGCAGCGGGAACAACUGCGUGAACACUGGAAUUGCGAUCCCGCACGAGAGCGCGGAGUUCGUGAACAGCAGCACGACUUGCAGGCUCAAGGUCUACAACUCCGCCAACUGCAACGAGGGGGGCAACUGGCAGUGGGUUGAGGCGGGCCAGACGGGCUGCAGGUUCAUCAAUGUCCAGUCUGCUCGCUUCUUCUGCUAAAUGCGGGUGGAUUCCGAACCAUUGCUGGCUAAGAUCGCAUGAGACAAUAGAAGUGUGUUAACGCCACCGACGCGAAGCCAGUGAUUGGUAUGUAGAGAGAAGCGGUAAACGAUUGGGGAAAGAGG